Molecule: messenger RNA, 5619 nt
Organism: Sciurus carolinensis (gray squirrel)
Lineage: Eukaryota; Metazoa; Chordata; Mammalia; Rodentia; Sciuridae
Gene: Rgs17
Product: regulator of G protein signaling 17
Exons: 6
Coding region: 352-984 (210 amino acids)
Source: RefSeq, a predicted model, not a curated record
CCUCGCCUCUCUCCCUCUCUCCUCGCCCGCUGGGUGCUGAAGUUGGGCGGAUGGCAGCAAACCGGCUCUGCUAGAGGACCGGGCAGCCCAGCCUUGCGCCCUCGGACCUUCGGUGCGCUGCCCACACCUCCAGGCGAUCGGAAAAGGAAGAGGAAACCCAAUGAGAUUAAAUGACUGGCUUAAUGUGAUAAGGAAAUGAAACCACGUCGACACUCACAAUCUCCAAUCUGCAGGAGCUGAUGUUAUUGACCGUUUAAACAGGGAGCAAGAAGCACUUUGCCAAGCGUUUUACGUGCCUCAUCAGAUCUUCACAAUAAGGUAGUGAGCCAGUUGGGUACUGAAGUAGCUGAAAUGCGAAAAAGGCAGCAAUCCCAGAAUGAAGGAACACCCGCCGUGGCUCAAGCGCCUGGAAACCAGAGGCCCAACAACACGUGCUGCUUCUGCUGGUGCUGCUGUUGCAGCUGCUCCUGCCUCACCGUCAGGAAUGAAGAAAGAGGGGAGAACGCAGGAAGACCCACGCUCACCACGAGAAUGGAGAGCAUCCAGGUCCUAGAGGAGUGCCAGAAUCCCACAGCAGAUGAAGUCUUGUCCUGGUCUCAAAAUUUCGACAAGAUGAUGAAGGCCCCAGCGGGAAGGAACCUGUUCAGAGAGUUCCUGCGAACAGAAUACAGCGAAGAGAAUCUGCUUUUCUGGCUUGCCUGUGAAGACUUAAAGAAAGAACAAAACAAAAAAGUAAUUGAAGAAAAGGCCAGAAUGAUAUAUGAAGAUUACAUCUCCAUACUGUCACCAAAAGAGGUGAGUCUUGAUUCUCGAGUUAGAGAGGUGAUCAAUAGAAAUCUGUUGGAUCCUAACCCUCACAUGUAUGAAGAUGCCCAACUUCAGAUAUAUACCUUAAUGCACAGAGAUUCUUUCCCAAGGUUUUUGAACUCUCAGAUCUAUAAGUCAUUUGUCGAAAGUACUGCCGGCUCUUCUUCCGAAUCUUAAUUUUCAUUAAAAAAACAUCAUUUUGGAGGGCUGGGAUGGGGAAUAAAAGUAGUUAAAUAAUACAGAAAUUGAAUUCCUGGAGAACUGCAGUUUAGCGCUCCUCAGGCUACUGUGAACAUACCACCAUUAUGGUCUUUUGUCUCCAUUUUUUAUCAAGGUUAUCCAUGAUCAAGUUUGGAGAAAAUACCACACAAAACAAUGAAUUGCCAAAUUAAGUUUGUUUUAUUCAACACUCAUCCUACUUGCAAGCAAACUGUAUUCGUAGUCCUAUGAACAGUCUCCUAGUGUAUUUCCAGAGACUGCAUGUGCAAAGUAAAGCUGCUUCAUUUGCCACGUAGUUGUUGUUCUAUUUAGUCAAAUAGCAUAACUUAUAUCUGUAUUUAAAGACUUUUGUGCAAUAUGGUCUUAUAGAAAUAAUUGCCAAAAAAUUGACUGUGGUUUGCAUUUUUUAACAUAAUCCGAGACAGAAAAUGGCAAUUUUUAAAAUGUAACAAUGGUAUUCAACAUGCUAUAAUAUUGUGCUCAGUACACUAAUUUUGAAGCCAAUAUUUCUGUACAUGAAAAAAAGAGCUAUUUAUCUGUGUUUGUUGGCAAAUUCUAGUGGGGGAUUUCUCUGGUCGUUCACUGCCAAAACUGUGGCAUUUUCAUUACAGAAGAGUUUGCUAUGUUAAAAAAAGAAGAAGAAAAGAAAACAAAGCACAAAACUAUUUGAAGAUAUCUUCUCUCAAUGACAAAUCAAAGAAUGAUACUGUUUUUAAUUGUAAUAGAUGAAAAUGAAUCUGUGUAUAUAUAAGAUGUCCAAUACUGUAAUUAAUUUAUUAAAGACUGGCUCUCCAGUUCAUAAUGGUUGUGUAAAGUUAUGUACUUAAGCAAGAAAACAAAUAAGCUUGAUAACUUAGUUUUGGAAUAUGUAGAAAAGUACUUAAUAAAAGAAUGCCUACAUGUAGCACUGUAAAACAUUUUGAUGACUAGCAUCUGUUCUGUGGCAUAUUUUCAUUGAAAGUGAAAUCCAGUGAAAAGCUAAGUUUUUACUAGGAAAAGUUUUAUAAGGGUUAUGAAGAGAUAAUUCUCUACUUCAGACCUUAACUGUUUUCACAUAGUACCGUACGAAUGACUUAUUUUAAAAUUGUUAAAACCAAACUAUUAAUUCUCAUCCAUAAUGAAAGGGCAGUACAGUGCUCAAAUCUUUUAGCUGCCAUUAUUUUUAUAAAUACACUCUUUAAGACAAAACUCUUGCCUGACAUUGGCAUGUACUUCUGACAUUCAAGAAAACAAUAUCCUAUUGUGCACAAAAAGGAUGAUAACAAUAAUCAUUGUCAUAUUUAUAUCAGUGUGUUACAUUUGAAUAUUAAUAUCCCCUGGAGACUAUUUUUUUAAUCUUGAACUGAAUGACUAUAAUACCGAGUAACCUAAAAUGAAAGUUUUAAAAAGAUUUAUAUCCACUGAGAACACUGGCCUUAUAUUAAGGAUGAUAUUAAAAUUAUAGGUUUUCUUUGUCAUUUUUAACUACCUCUCAUUUUUUAAUUUAUUAAACAUAUUUUUAAAAAACAAGUUUGGGGUUUUCUUUUUAAAUUUAUUUUACUUGAAAGGAUAGCAUUGUAAGUUUCUUUUUCCAUAAACUUAAAACAUUUCAAGAAUUGUUUUUUUAAGUGAAUAUGAUUUUCUAAUUUAUAUAGAAUUCAGGAGACAUGAUUAAAAGGGCUAUUAUCUAUUCCCUAUGCAAAUAUUUUAACUGUUGCAGUGUUUGACAAAAUGGGAUUUUAAAAAAAUUUGCAGAGUAGAAAACAAAAUGUUCUGUUUACACUGGCGUUGCUGACUAUCCUACCAUUUUCAGCACUUUUAAAUACAUUAUUUAUGAAAAUGUAGUUAAAAUGCAAGGUAGAAAAUAUUUAUAAUCAUUUCUUUUAACAAAUGCUUGUUUUCUUUCUGAAAAUGUUGUGUGUUAAGACAUAGUUGAUCCAUGUCACUUAGAUAUUUACUAUUUAAUAAUAGUUUUCAGUAAUAUGUUGAAAAAAGAUAGCUAUGAAGAUGUUUACAAAAAGUCAUAUUUUUUUCCUAAAGAGUAAAGAAAGAUUAAAAACAUCAUUGCCUCUAUUGCGAAGUUCUAUUGUUCUUAAGUCAUUUACUUUUUUUCUUGAUUGGAAUUGGGUUUAUUGUGCUACUAUGAUGUGUACAAAUACAUGGUAUAGUAUCAUACAUGUUUCUGUGUUUAAGGCACAAUAAAUUGGUGCACAUGAUUAGAAGAUAUGUAAUAUACUAUGAUACUCGCAUGCAUCGAUCUUUUUAAUUGUAGACAUUAUAUUCUUGUUGUUACUAUAUAUGAUGGUGACCUGCUAGUUGUAAGUUAUCUUUAUAAGAUACUUUGGACUAUUAGAUGAAUUGUCUGUCUGACAAUACGUUUAAUAUUUUACCAAAUGGGAAAGAUAAGGGCCCUUAUGAAGAGCCCUAAUCUCUAACUGGGUGUCUGUAGAAUACAGAUUUUGAACUUGGUAUGUCUUUUUGAAACCUGAUAAUGAAGUUGGGUUGACAAGGAAUCUAGAGCAGAUUUACACAUCAGCUGUUGGUAUCCAUGCUAUGUGAGCAUUCCUGUGCUAAACUCAUAUUUUCAGGGGACGGGACGGUUUCUCAUUUACUUUCAAAAUGUUUAAAGUUUCUAAGAAUAUGUCUGUGUAUUUGCAGCAUUAUCAAUUUUUUAAGUAUGAUAUAAUUCCUUGUGUUUAAGUUAUAGAGCUAUAAUAAACAAACAGAAAAGCACUCAACUGGUGUCUAUGCUACCAUUCCAAGAGCACAAUAUUUGCUUUAUUAGAGUUUGAUUUUUCCUAGUGAGUAAAUUCCUCCCUGGGGAAAAAUGAGCACUUUAAAAGGAGCACUUUGUGUUUUAGAUUGCCAAAUGAUCUCUGUAUACAGUUAGAAUCUGCUAAUGUGCACAGAAAGAGGUUAAUGCACUUUCUGAAUUGCCUAACUUCAGGUGUAUCUAGAGUGGAAAGAAAAGUAUAGGAUAUAGAUUAUGUAUAUAUAGAUAAAUUGGAGACCCAGAUUUCUUCAGAGAUUGCUCUUGUACAUAGAUCACAGUAAUAGUGGAUGAAUGAUAUUUCUUUAUUCCAAUUGUUAUUACGUUACCUGAAGUUAGCAUAGAUGUUCUGACAGUGUUAUAGGGUACAUGUGAAUAAGAGCAAAACAGUUUUGAUACUGAAUAAAGAAACGCAAAAGCCAAGACCACAACGUGGUCCUUUAAAAAAAAUCUUGAAAUAUGUACAUAGGACGACCAGUUCUGAUAGUUGGUCAUCAUGCAUGGGGUAUUUAUCAAUAAGUAUCCUUUAAUGAGCCUAGUAUAAAGUAUGUAUUGUAUACUUACCUGGUAGCUCAGUGUCAUAAAAGGACUACAGAAUUAGGUAAAUAAGGUUUAUUCAGGGGGAGUAAUAUACAUUUUCACCAAAUUAAGCUGGUUUAAAAUAAUACCUGAUUCUUAUUGUUGAGUUUAUUCAUUUUUUUCUAUGUAUUUUAACUUUACCAAAAAAGAUCAUAAUUGUGACUAUUUGCAUUUGCAACAAAUACAUAUUAUCAGAAGCUUUAGUGAAGAAAUCUAAAGGGAAGGAAUUUCAAACAUAAUCAGAAGACAGGGAAAUAAGAACCAUUUGGAAAUCCACCAAAAUUUCUUAAAGACUUAAAAUGUCUAUAUAGAGAACAUAUCAAACAUGUAUUUUGAACUCUUUGAGCUUGAUACAUUAGCAAAUUAUUUUGAAAUGUAGUAAAGAUAUUUCCAGAAAACUUUCUUGCCCAUCUAUUUUACAUUGACAGUCUAUGACCCUAAUCUUCAAAGUAUAUUUUAUAAACAGUGGGGAUUUUUUCAGUCCUUAAACUUCUGGUUGAUAUACAAUGUCCUCCUGAGAAAACAGUAUAUAAUAUAAAAAUUUUAGUAACUCCUCACCUAAUGCAAUUGCAAAUAUUUAUCAAUAAAACUGAUAACCAAAAACUUGCUUCAGAUCUCUGAAACACUUAAUAAUAUCUUUGCUUUACAUGACAGUGUACAGGGUGAUAAGUAUUGUCUCUGAACAUCGGCUUUUAUGUCUUUGUAAGAAUUUUUAAAACUAUUGUUCUUACAGUUAUAGUCCUGUUCAGUUCCCAGUGACAUCUUUGCAGCUUCAUACACGGAGAUGUUCUAGACUUUGACUAAUGAAACCAGGGUGGAAGACAAAGCGCUACCUAACUGGUAACAUAUCUCAGUGUGCCACUAGUCUGGUUCCCAUGACAAAAGCUCUAAGAUGAGUAGGGAAAAGGGGUGCUAUUAAGCACUAAGGAAAAGAACCAAAUAUAACAUUUUUAAUACAUAUGCAAACUCAAAUUCAUUCUCCCCUUAUCAUUUCUCCUCUUUCUCUCUUUUCUGUUGCAGAAAUUUUAGAAUUUUAAAGCUGCUGAUUUAUACCUAUAUGUUGCCACAACAUUCCAGGUUUUAGAAUGUUGCGUUUCUGUCCUAGGUUUGAAUACAAUUCCUUUUCACAAAGCUCUAGCCCUUACUGCUGUAUUCAGAUGAUGUGAUACACAAUGCUUACUAUUGUGUACACUUGGAAUACAGUGUAAAAACAUCAAGAACUUAGAAUAACAAAUUUGAUUUCAAGUUAGAUUUUUUUUUUUUUU